AUGCCUCAUGCGAAAGUGUCGAAACCGCUGAAGAAGAAACCGGUUCCAAAUGCGGCUAAAAAAAAAAAGGAUGAGCCACAACUGAGAAGUUUGCCGAGAAAACGCACACAGGCAGUUCCUUUUCAACUCGUAGAUUCUGCGACUAUUAGGCCAGCGAAGAGAAGAAAGAUAGCAAAAGCAUCUGUUAAGAAAAUAGAAGAAAAUAAGAAGAAAGCGAAAACGCUGAAGCCCAAACCCAAAACAUCGAAAGCAGCAGGAAGUAAAAAGAAUGGAAAAGUUACCGCUAAAGUUAAAACCGGGAAAGUUACGAAAAAGAAAAUCCCCAAAGAGCCGAAGGUUAAAGCUAAAGCAAAGAGAGGAAACGAUAAACUGAAUCCAAGAACUGGAGUUCCCCAAUAUGAGGAGAAUCCUUUCUUGGAUAAACCUCUUGAGGAUCAAAUCAGUAACAAAAGCUUCCAUCGUGUUGUAAUUAGGCAUAUCCUCAAGAAGAAUACAAAAGGUCUCGAGUCUAUAUUCAAAGCCAACAAGAUCAAUGGAUCAAAUUUGACACAAACUUUUUCUUAUGAUAUUGACAUGUCACCAGAGAGUGCGAUUGCACUCAGCGGUGACUUGAAACUGAUCGAAAAGUUUUUCAAGCUUAGGAAGCAACUUAGUAAUGAAAAGUUUGUAGGAAAUGAAACAAAUUUACUUCAUCAGAAGCAAACAGGGAAAUCCAGUUAUUAUAUGAUUGGACGACAUACGCGGGGGGUCGAGAUGACAAGAGGAGGAAAAGAAGGCAACAACGCUUUUCUUAAAUACGAAGGAAAAACUAAGCGACUCCACAACUCUUGCUACGAACUGUUGGAGCACAAUGUGGAUUAUGAUGUCCUCCAAAAGUUAUCUAAGAUCUCAGACUCCGCCGUUAAUCAUCAUUAUCUUUCUUCCGGCGUCGUUCGUGCUGCACGUAUGGGUCACGUCUCUCUAGCAUCAAAGUUGGCUGAAGCUGAAGCCAAAGACAAUUUUAAUGAUCUUCAUCGUUUCACCCUCAAAGGAGGCGAUAUGCCAGCAAGAAUUUUGCCAGUAUCAUUGGCAAAGAAAGGCUUCAAUAAUGCCAAUAUUACGCCUAUUCAUACCGCUGCUAUAAAUGACGACAUUAAAAUUCUAAAAAGGUUGAGCGAAAUAGAUCCCAAUAUAAAUAUUCCGGACAAAGAUAAUUGGUAUACAACCCACUAUGCUGCUGUCAGUGAAUCUUCGGAAGUUCUACAGUAUUUAUUGAAUCACACAGGCGCUCCAAUAAACUUAUUCACCAAGAGUUUGGAAUCACCCCUUCAUUGUGCUGUUAGAGCUGGAAGAUUACAUAAUGUGAAAAUUCUUCUGGAUCAAAUUAAGAAGAAUGAAGGCGAUAUCAAGGCUGAAAAAUCCCUCGUGAAUAUGCGGAAUCGAGCUGGAGACACUCCUUUAAUGCUAGCUAUACGUUAUAACAGGGUUGACGUAGUUGAAGCUUUACUAAGCCACCCAUCUAUAGUUCCCGAUAUCCCCGCUUCAGUAGCACAAAUGAAAAGAACGGCACUUAUGCUUGCUUGUGCUCUAGGCUUGAAGCCUAUUGCCAAAAUGUUGGUAGAGAGAAACUGUCUUGUUGAAGGAAAAGACCAAAAAAAAAGAACUCCUCUAAUUCACGCUUGUCUCAAUGGUCAAACUCAUAUUGCUGCUUAUCUUCUCCAACUGGGUGCAGAUUUGAAAGCUAUAGACAGUUCCGCUAAUUCUGCUGCUCAUUAUGCUGCAGCUUAUGGUUUUACGGAUUGUGUAACCUUACUGGCAGAUAUUGAUCCAACUGUUCUAUCAAUGGAGAAUGAUUGGAAAAUAAGUCCGUUUUCUGUUGCUUAUUUGAAAGGACAUUAUCGCCUAGUUUCCGUUCUUCUCAAUGGAAAAUAUAAAGCGUACGUGGACAUAAACGGAAAAGAUUCUGAUGGUGUAACGCUUCUAUCUUCCAUACUGAGAUAUAGCUCCGAUACAUCUGGCGAGAUACUCUAUGACCAAUUAAACUUCCUCAUUAGCAAAGGGGCUGAUUGUGGUCUCCCUGAUGGACGAGGCAAUACACCUUCUCAUGAUUUUGUGAAUCUUAAACUUCCUGUGAUACCGGCAGAGAGUUCUUACUCGAACUCUUUGACUGGCUAUAAAAAAUGCUGCGAUUUACUUCUGAAGAAUGGAGCUUCUCUAACUGCUCGCAAUGACAAGGGUGUAACUCCUUUCCACAUGAUUUGUGGAAAUGGUAACUUUCAUCUGCUCCCUUGGCUUCUGAACGGCUUCGAUUUAGAUAGUCAUGUAUUUUUCCAAGAUUGGUCUCAAGAUCGAGGUUUCUUACAUGAUCUUCUGAAAGCGGCAAUAGUUGCUUUCGAGAAGCAUUCCAAUAAUUUAAAUUACUCUUUUGACCCUGCUUGCUAUGAUGUGCUUCACAUCAUUCAACUCUUGUCAAAGAAGUUCGGAAAUGAUUUCGACGUACAGAAAGAGCUGAGCAAAACCAACAAUGAAGGAUUAACACCUCUCAUGGAAAUGUUGAAUUGCCUUAAAAAUGGCUCUUGGGCUGGUUCGAAAAAUGUGUCUUCUACAGCGUUAGAGCAGUUCACAGACUUUAUUUUCCAACAAGUUCUCGGAAUUAUCAAGAUUGAUAGAUCAGCAUUGCUGAAGCAGUUUGAGAUUAAAAAAGAAAACGAUGUGAAUCCUGUGAAAACAUCAAUCCUUGCUGUAGCUCUAUCCAUCAAAUUUAACGAGAACUUCAAACUACUUCAAAAGAUUAUAGUUGAUUCCAAAUCAUAUUUGAAAAACCUUAACCCAUGGACUAUUCAAAUUGGAGAGAAACCAAUUCUUAUCGCAGCCAUUGAAACAAACGAGAAGGCUGUCAAAAUCUUGUUGGACAAUCUCGAAUAUGGUGAAGACGAUAAGUGCUUCCUUGAGUUGUACGACUUCCCGGAUACGAAUGAUCCAAAACUCAAAAUUCAAAAAAACGCUCUGAUGUUGAUGGUCGAGCACGGUAUGCUUAAUGAAAUCUUGCAACUUCCCCUGACUACGGAAGCUUUGUCACCUUCAGAUUCAGAUGGUAAUAACUUAGCGCAUUAUAUUGCUAGUAGAAACCACCCUCAAUCGGUCGAACUUCUCCAGAAAUUACGGGCUAAAAAAUUCUUCAACAAAAAUAAGAGGGGAGAAACCCCACUGCACAAAGCAGUAAUAGCCUGCACAUCAGGAAAGAGUUCGUUGUUAGAUACCCUCGAGUAUUUCUCUGCCAACAUAUCCGUUGAGAUUGCUGAUGAUGAAGGGAGGACAGCUUUGCAUUAUGCAUUUGGAACUAGAGAAUCGUUCGAUGAUAUUUCUUUGUUAGUGAGACGUGAUCCCAUUGCAAUCAUUUCUAUCUUGACUGCAAAAGCUACUCCUGAAUUGAUGAAUAAGAAAGAUACUUACGGUAACACGGCUCUGCACUUAGCAGCUUACUGUGACUCUAACGUUUGCGCUGUGUCUUUAUUGAGAAAAGGGGCUCUGAUCAAUGAUGAGAAUGAGGACGGGAAUACUCCACUUGGCAUUGCAGUUAGCCGGGGAAACAAAACCGUAGCUUUGGCUUUGCUUCAGGCAAAUGCUGAUGUUCAUAGAAAGGUUCUCCUGGAAGACCCUGAAGAGGAAAAGGACACCUGUUGGCUUUGGAAAGGAGAUCUUGAUGAUAAGAAAGAGUCAGAAACCCUAUCUUCUAUCAUUAGGGAAGUUAUUAAACGUGAAAAAGACUGGGAGUCCAUGGUUUAUGUCAUGAUUGAUGUAAUUGGAAAUGAUUCAAACGCUUUCAACCAGUUAGUGGAAUGCUGUCUUCAGUUCAAACAAUAUACGCUAGCUAAUCAGCUUCUGAAGUCGAUUGAACUCAGAAGUGGGAAUGAAACAUUUGAGGACAAACUUCGGCUAUUCGAUCAAUUUGCUCGCUAUCACCCAGGUAACUUGAAGAAAGGAGAAAUUGAUGACAUAGUAUUCGACCGUCUUCUACGCAUUGGAGCUGUACUGUUGGAGGACAAUGUCUGCACUCCAAUCGAGUUAGCUUUACGUAAAGGGAACUUCUCACUCUAUAAAAGGAUCAAAGAGGUCAUCGGAGAAAAGCAAUUUUCACUGUUGAAACCGUCAAGUCUUUAUGGAGGUCCAUUGAAGGAAAUAAUUCACGCCUUGUCUAAACAAUAUAUUAACUGGGAGGGAAAACAUAUAUUGAAACAAGUUUUACAAAUCAACAAAAUAAGCCGGGAUGAUUCGCUAUCAUUACCUCUGAUGAAACAUCUGAAAUCGGAAUCAAUCGAUGGUCCCUUCACAGCAUUGGAAUGGGCUUGCCUUCACGAUUUGAAAGACUUGGUCGUAGUGUUGAGAGAAAUGGAUUUCGACUGUAAUGUCGUCGAUAUCUAUGGAAGAACACCUAUUAUGAUGAUUGCUUUAGCUAACUCUCAAUCAGCUUUCGAAGCUCUGUAUUGUGAAAAGUACGAAAAACCCACUGUAGCUAAAAAGCAAAUAACUGCCAAUAGAAACACAAUUUUCACGAUCAUGUCAUCACCACGUUCAGAAGAUGAGAAUGCUGAUUUCGCUCCAAAUGCGUAUGGCUCUGCAUACGAAGAAAGCUCAGACGACGGCACCUCUUCGAAUUCUGGUUCUCAUAGUAGUAAUAGAGAUGAAGAACCAGAAGAUAAUAAUGAUUCUGAGCAAACCUAUACCGUGAAGAUCAACAACAAAAAGUUUUCGCUCUCAGCUAAGGAUGAAAAUGGAAAGAGCGUUUUCCAUUACUUCGUUGAGCCUUUCUCGUGGGAGAACGUAGAUUUUUUGAAAACUCUUGUUGAUCAUUUUGGUAAAAAUGCGAAAGCGAUACUUGCUGAAGCCGACAAAGAUGGCAAUACACCGGCUGAAAUCUGCAAGAAAACUCUUCAAGUGAAAAUGUAUAAAGCAAUCCAAAAACAUCUUUCGUCGACCGUUCAGAAGAUUGUUAUUCCUCUUCCUUCAGUCUCUAUUUCCUCUCCUUAUAACAUCGACGAACUAGCUGAUAAAUAUUUAAGUGAAUAUACUGAAAAUGAUUCAAUCGAGCUCGUCGAUGAAUUGAAGCCAAAUGAACUCAGUGGUUAUGUAGAAACAGGUACGAUUGUGAUCUGUCCGGAAACAGGAGAGCCCAUGAAAGCCUUGAUGAACAAAACUGAUAUUGGAUAUGGUCGCUAUGGUUUCCAUAACUUCUAUCGCCUGGAGCUCAUCAAAAGAAAAGACACAGAACUCUACAUUUUAUUCACCAACUGGGGUCGUAUCGGUUCAGGCGAAGGGGAGCAUCAAAUCACACCUUAUGGAUCUCUUGAAAUAGGUGUGAAGGAGUUCAAAUCUGUUUUCAAAUCAAAAAUGGGGCAAGAAUGGAAGAAAUUAUCAGAAAUCGAAAUUAUCCCUAAACGUUAUCGUUUAAUCCAGAAAAUCGAAAAAGUGAAAACUAUCGCUGAUAUUGACAUUCCUCCUUACACCGAGGAUGUUAGCGAGAAAAGUGAAGAAGAUCAGUUUAUAGCUGAUGUUACGGACGUAAAAUUAUUGAAGAAAUAUAUGAAACAGGGAUCGAGUAUGAAUCAAACUUUACCUUAUGGGCGAAUCGAUAAAGCAAGUUUACAAAAGGCUAAGGACAUUCUGACUACAUGUGCUCAAAUUUCGAAAGCUUUUCUUGCGGAUACCGAAGCGACCACAAUUACUCUGGAAGAGAAAACUUAUACGAUUUUAGAAGCGUUACAACAAGUGAAUGAUCUCUCAAGCGAAUUUUAUGCUAUUUUACGACCAGGUACUUUUGAAAGCUCAAUGCUGCCUCGCUUCGACAGCCAGCAUGAAAUCAAACAAGCAUUCGAUCUCAUCAGACGCUUAACUGAAAUAGAAGCCGCAACAAGGAUUUUAAUAGCAUCUCUCAGUUAUCCUAGUAUUGACAGAUUAACGUUCAUCAGGCAAUCGUUGACAUGUGAACUGAAAAUGCUCGCUGAAGAUGAUCCUAUGUCACAGCAUAUUCUCCAUUGGAUUUCAAAUUCUUCCAAGCCACAUCCUAGUGUUAAGGGUAUCAUGUCUAUCUUGCCAGAAAAACCAUUAGGAAAAUUCGCUCAGUUUGCUAAGGAAGACAAACAAAUAUAUCUUUUCCAUGGCACUAAGCCAACCAACAUAGUUUCUAUCAUUGAGAAUGGUCUACAAACUAAUCCCGUUUUUGCUCGAAGAACUGGUCAGCUCUUUGGAGAAGGGGUUUAUUUGGCUGAUACAUUCGAAAAAAGUCGAGGAUACUGUGCACCUUCGAAAAGAGGAAUGAACUACAUGCUCAUCUGCCAGGUUGCUCUCGGUGACAUUGUGGAAGAAGUUUCUAAUCAAAGCACAUUCUAUCGCACAGAAUUUACUGAGUUCAAGGAUUCUCUGGUUGUUCGAGGAAUCCACUACCCAUCUUCUUCUCUAACUGUCAAUGGAAUUCCAAUGCCUCUGGGCGAAGUGAAAAUUGAUAGAAAACGAUCUAUGAACCACACAGAGUAUAUUAUCCGAGACGGGGAACGUGUUCUACCGCGGUUCUUAAUUCUUUUCAAAAAUUAA
This is a messenger RNA of Auanema sp. JU1783, 6567 nucleotides long. The record is from the annotation of a GenBank genome assembly. NCBI's taxonomy places the organism in Eukaryota, Metazoa, Nematoda, Chromadorea, Rhabditida, Rhabditidae.